Molecule: messenger RNA, 2420 nt
Organism: Ricinus communis (castor bean)
Lineage: Eukaryota; Viridiplantae; Streptophyta; Magnoliopsida; Malpighiales; Euphorbiaceae
Product: TOM1-like protein 9
Exons: 10
Coding region: 296-2299 (667 amino acids)
Biological process (GO): protein transport to vacuole involved in ubiquitin-dependent protein catabolic process via the multivesicular body sorting pathway
Molecular function (GO): phosphatidylinositol binding; ubiquitin binding
Source: RefSeq, a predicted model, not a curated record
CUUUUCAAAUCCCCACCUCCCCAAAAAUAAUUCAACAGAAACAGGAAAAAAUAAACUUAAACACAUUAAAAAAAAAAAACGGAAAACAUUAAGCAAUUUGAAGAGAGAAAAAAGGUUAUUCUGUUCGAGCUAAUCGAUCUAGAGAGCCGAAGUGUUCUUUAGGGAGAUAUAGAGGAGAUUGCGUAAUUAGAUAGUCGCCGGAGUUUCUUUUAACGUGGAAUCGGAGGUGGAAUUAGGUUUAAUCUCUUGUGUUUGCAAUAACAAGUAGGAAAAGAAAAGGAAAAAAAAGGCGAAGAUGGUGAAUUCUAUGGUUGAACGGGCCACGAGUGACAUGUUGAUCGGUCCAGACUGGGCUAUGAAUAUCGAGAUCUGUGAUAUGUGCAAUCACGACCCUGCACAAGCAAAGGAUGUUGUCAAGGGUAUAAAGAAGCGUAUUGGGAGUAAGAGUCCAAAGGUUCAACUUCUUGCUCUAACGCUAUUGGAGACCAUUGUAAAGAAUUGUGGGGACAUUGUCCAUAUGCAUGUUGCAGAGAGAGAUAUUUUACACGAGAUGGUGAAGAUAGUGAAAAAAAAGCCCGACUUUCAUGUCAAAGAGAAGAUUCUGACUCUUAUAGACACCUGGCAAGAAGCAUUUGGUGGAGCCCGGGCAAGAUAUCCUCAGUAUUACACUGCAUACCAGGAAUUGUUGCGUGCUGGAGCAGUCUUCCCUCAGAGAACUGAGAGGUCUGCUCCUGUAUUCACUCCUCCACAAACGCAACCUUUGUCAUCAUAUCCUCAAAAUCUGCGCAACAAUGAGUUUCGGCAAGAGGGAGCAGAGUCAUCUGCAGAAUCUGAGUUCCCAACAUUAAGCUUGACAGAAAUUCAGAAUGCACGUGGUAUCAUGGAUGUCCUUGCAGAGAUGUUAAGUGCAAUAGAUCCAGGAAACAAAGAGGGACUUAGGCAGGAGGUUAUUGUUGAUCUGGUGGAACAGUGUCGCACGUACAAGCAAAGAGUGGUACAUCUUGUCAAUUCAACUGCAGAUGAAUCGCUGCUAUGUCAGGGGCUUGCGUUGAACGAUGAUCUGCAGCGUGUAUUAGCUAAGCACGAGGCCAUUGCUUCAGGAACUUCUGGUCCAGCUGAGAAACCAAAGCCUAAGCCUGAAUCUGGUGGAGCACUACUAGAUGUUGGUCCUUUAGUUGAUGCUGGAGACAACCACAAACAGCGUGAUGAGGGAUCUGCUUCAAAUCCUGGUGUACUGAACCAACUAUUGCUCCCUGCACCUCCUGCAACUAAUGGUCCAACUGCUCGAACUUCUGCCAAUCCCAAAAUGGACCUAUUGAGUGGGGAUGACUUUAGCUCACCAAAGACCGAGACUUCACUGGCCCUUGUUCCUGUGGGAGAGCCACAGCCGGCCACUCCUCCAUCUCAGCAGAAUGCACUUGUUCUCUUUGACAUGUUUUCUGACAGUAACAACUCUCCAAAUGUUGUUAAUGUGCAGCCCACCCAUAUGUCUGGACUAACCAAUUCUUCGACUCCACAAGUCCAACAACAACAUAAUUUUCAUCCCCAAGAAGCUGGAAUUUACACAAAUGGAACUGCCCUAAACACAGGAUCUCCACGGUACGAGCAUGCGGUUUACAUGCAAUCCACUGGUCCUGCCUGGAAUGGACAGGUUGCUCAGCAGCAGCAGCCAGCCUCACCAGUUUUUGGUGCUCAAAGCAGUGGAUCGCUACCUCCACCUCCAUGGGAAGCUCAACCAGCAGAUGGCAGCCCUGUGGCAGGCUCUCAAUACUCUCCACAAAUGCAACUUACUCAGGUGGUUGUUACACACCAGCAACCAAUGUCAAGUGGCAUGUAUCCUCAGGGACCACAGCCUUCAGGGAGUGAUCAUGUCGUAGGCAUGUAUAUUCAGCCCAUCACAGGUGGCCAAUUAUCAGCAAUCCAUAACCCCGUUGUACAGAACAACCAAUUUGGUUUGCAACCUCAGGCAGUCCAAGGAGGGCAAUAUAUGGGUAUGCUCCCACAGCCAAUGCAAGCUGGGCAGAUGGCUUCUGCGUAUCCUCCACAAAUGUAUGGCAACCAAAUGGCAGGAUACGGGUAUGGUCAGCAACAAGGGACACAGUUCCUUGAGCAGCGAAUGUAUGGACUCUCUGUUAGGGAUGACAAUGGUUUGAGAAACUCAUCUUACCAGGUUUCCACUUCAUCUUAUGUACCACUCAAGAAACCUUCAAAGCCAGAAGAUAAGCUAUUUGGAGACUUGGUUGACAUUGCAAAAUUCAAGCCAACUAAAUCUACCCCUGAAAAAGCUGGUAGCAUGUGAUAUCUUUGAUUGAUUGCACUUUUUUCUUCUUUCUGCUCUUUCUGUUUCCUAACUUGCUCCUUAUCUGUUCUUUUUUCUUUUCUCUCCUUAAUUUCAAUAUAUAUAUAUAUAAUUUUUUUUU